Messenger RNA from Poecilia latipinna (sailfin molly), 944 nucleotides. Its product is annotated as ras-related C3 botulinum toxin substrate 1-like. NCBI's taxonomy places the organism in Eukaryota, Metazoa, Chordata, Actinopteri, Cyprinodontiformes, Poeciliidae. The transcript is spliced from 6 exons. The record is from RefSeq and is a predicted model, not a curated record. Gene Ontology annotation, biological process: small GTPase-mediated signal transduction. The coding region runs from base 247 to 828 and encodes 193 amino acids. Gene Ontology annotation, molecular function: GTP binding; GTPase activity.
GUAUUUUUCCUUCAAUCUUGCUUCGAUUUUUUUUUUUCUUCUGGGUGUUGUCUGUGUGUUUAACAUAUCUGAAGUUUCACUGGGGUGUUGCUCCUGACCAGACACGGACAGUCAGAUAGUUCGUUCUAUGUAGAAUUUUUAUAAAUCACUUCGGAGUUAUUAUCUCUCUUUUCGCUGCACUUUUAGGCAGCACAAGCAGACUGCUUUAGUUUAGCUGCUGUUAGCUUGAUCAGCUAACUGGGAUCAAUGCAGGCCAUUAAGUGUGUGGUGGUGGGAGACGGGGCUGUGGGUAAAACAUGUCUGCUCAUCAGCUACACCACCAACGCCUUCCCAGGAGAAUACAUCCCCACGGUAUUUGACAACUACUCUGCUAACGUGAUGGUGGACGGGAAACCAGUGAACCUGGGUCUGUGGGACACAGCAGGACAGGAGGACUACGACCGGCUGAGGCCGCUGUCCUACCCUCAGACAGACGUUUUUCUUAUUUGCUUCUCCCUCGUCAGUCCAGCUUCCUUUGAAAACGUCCGGGCCAAGUGGUAUCCAGAGGUCAGACACCACUGCCCCAAGACGCCAAUCAUCCUGGUGGGCACCAAGUUGGACCUGAGGGAUGACAAGGACACCAUUGAAAAGCUGAAGGAGAAGAAACUCUCUCCCAUCAUCUAUCCACAGGGCUUGGCCAUGGCUAAGGAAAUAAGUGCAGUGAAGUACCUGGAGUGCUCUGCUCUGACGCAGCGCGGCCUUAAGACGGUGUUCGAUGAAGCCAUCAGGGCGGUCCUGUGCCCCCAGCCCACCAAGAAGCCCAGGAGGAGGAAGUGCACCGUACUGUAAGGAAGACCCGUCCGGAUCAGAACACACGACCAGGAUGAAGGAAAAACAGACCACAGGUUCCUACAACUAGCUUUUCUACCACGCCGGAUCAGAGCUUUUUGUACAUAGGAGGAAAA